Messenger RNA from Hydatigera taeniaeformis, 1257 nucleotides. NCBI's taxonomy places the organism in Eukaryota, Metazoa, Platyhelminthes, Cestoda, Cyclophyllidea, Taeniidae. The record is from the annotation of a GenBank genome assembly.
GGUCCACCGGGUGUCAGAGGACCUGAGGGCGAAAUCGGACCAGAGGGUAUCCCUGGGCCUACUGGACCAGAUGGUGGAAAGGGUGAGACAGGUCCGAAGGGACCAAAAGGCGCCUAUGGUGCGGUGGGUCCUAUGGGGCCGCCUGGACAAAGGGGCGAGCGUGGUCCAACAGGUUUAGAGGGUGAACGCGGACGCGCCGGUCCUAAGGGAGCUCAAGGACCGCCUGGACCUACCGGCAACCCUGGCCCACCUGGUGACCCCGGCCCGCCUGGUCCCGAAGGACCUAUGGGCGUUCAUGGACCUGUUGGACCUAGCGGUCCACGCGGUCCGAAGGGCAAACCAGGCCCUCAGGGUCCUCCCGGUCCUCCUGGUCCCGUAAAGAUCCUCGACCUCACAGCCGGAUACUUCAAAUUCGAACCUGGUCGCACCAGGAGAAGCAUCAACGAAGAUGAGCUCUACGAUAUGAAGGAUCCUGAUGCCAACCUCUUCCCCAACAAUGUACCAGCUAUAGGCGCAGUAUUGCGUCGACUUUACGCACGCAUUGAAAGUCUAGAGUCGGCGGUAAGGUACCAUCGACGCCCCAUUGGUACGCGCGCUUAUCCAGCGCGUCACUGCCGCGAGAUCAUGGAAUCCACAGACUCGCCGCAUGAGCCCGUCUCCGGUGAGUACUGGAUUGAUCCCAAUCUUGGCUCAAGUCGCGAUGCAAUCAAGGUGGAAUGCAAAUUCUCUGGCAAUGUUGCCAAGACUUGUGUCCAUGCUACACCUGAGUCCAAGGCGCUCCGUCUGGUUAACUUGAAGAAGAGCGGUGGCGAAGGCAGCUGGUGGUUCUCCAAGCUCCUCGAAGGGAACACCAAUGGUACUCAGCGUCUGUUCUAUGCACCUCGAAACCAGUUGAACUUCCUGCAGUUACUGCACCGCCGGGCAGAGCAGUCGAUUACGGCACUUUGUCGUGGCUCUGUUGUCUACUACGAUAGCCGCAACAAGAACUACGACUCUGCGGCCAACUUGCUCCUCUUUAAUGGCAAGGUAAUCAACACCCAUCUUGAUCGACGAGUACGCGGAGAAGGAGGUUUCGUUCAGUUGGAAGUCAAUAUCAAGGAUGAUUGUAUGGAUCGCUCACCCACCGGCUCGACGGCUAGCUUCGACCUAGUUGCCAAUCACCCGGAGCUUCUGCCCGUCAUGGACAUAAAAAUGUUCGACUUUGGCGAGGAAAACCAGCAGCUUGGUUACUACGUCAACGAUGUCUGCUUCUCCUAG